Molecule: messenger RNA, 1677 nt
Organism: Aspergillus heteromorphus CBS 117.55
Lineage: Eukaryota; Fungi; Ascomycota; Eurotiomycetes; Eurotiales; Aspergillaceae
Product: nucleobase cation symporter-1 family protein
Exons: 5
Coding region: 1-1677 (558 amino acids)
Biological process (GO): transmembrane transport; nucleobase transport
Cellular component (GO): plasma membrane
Molecular function (GO): nucleobase transmembrane transporter activity
Source: RefSeq, a predicted model, not a curated record
AUGCCUCGGAUCAAGGAAUGGAUCGAGAAGCUCGAGGUGCCAGCGGAGCCUGGGUUGACCAACACCCAGUUGAUGUUGACAAACCGUGACUUGCGGCCAGUCGAACACGAGCGUCGACAGUGGAGAUGGUUCAACUUUGUGGCUUUCUGGAUAGCAGACUCCUUGAAUAUCAACACAUGGAUGAUCUCAUCCUCGAUGAUCGUUGAUGGCCUGUCCUGGUGGCAGGCAUGGAUAUGCGUCUGGGUCGGAUACUUCAUCGCCGCUUGCUUUGUGUGCUUGACCGGUCGCAUCGGUGCUGUCUAUCACGUAUCGUUCCCGGUCGCAUGCAGAGCAAGCUUCGGGAUCUGGGGUUCUUUCUGGCCCGUCUUCAACCGGGCGGCGAUGGCUGUUGUUUGGUAUGGUGUCCAGGGCUAUAUCGGAGGCGAGUGUGUCACCUUGAUGAUCGAAUCCAUCUGGCCCAGUUAUAAGAAUAUCCCUAAUGGGAUUCCUGCGAGCUCUGGUGUGACCACUAAGAACUUUGUCAGCUUCUUCCUGUUUUGGCUCAUCUCUCUGCCUGCUCUUUGGUUCCCGGUCCAUAAGAUUCGGCACCUCUUUACCGUGAAAGCGAUAUAUUCCCCCAUCGCAGCCAUUGCUUUCUUCGCCUGGGCUAUCUCCCGUGCCAACGGAAUCGGUCCGAUCGUCCACCAACCUGCCACAGUACAUGGAAGCGCCCUGGCUUGGGCCGUCAUCAAGUCCAUUAUGAGUUGCCUGGGCAACUUUGCAACUUUGAUCGUGAACGACCCGGACUUUUCGAGAUUCUCCCGGACACCCAAGGACGCGUUGUGGUCGCAACUGCUCACCAUCCCGAUCGGCUUCGGCAUCACUUCCUUUAUCGGCAUCAUUGUGUCGUCCUCUUCGGCGGUCAUCUUCGGCGGUGAUUUUGUGUGGAACCCCCUGACCCUUCUCGGUCAAUUUCUGGACGGAGCCAGCUCGGCUGAGCGCUUCGGAAUAUUUAUCAUCUCGACUGGCUUUACUCUCGCUCAGCUGGGCACGAAUAUUUCCGCGAACUCGGUCUCCGCUGGUACGGAUAUGACGGCAUUAAUGCCUCGCUACCUCAACAUCCGACGGGGUAGUUACAUCUGUGCCGCCGUUGGCCUGUGCAUGUGUCCGUGGAGACUUUCAUCGUCAUCCAACGCGUUCACCACCUACCUCUCGGCCUACUCGAUCUUCCUCUCCUCCAUCGCCGGUGUCAUGAUCUGCGACUACUAUGUCGUCCGGAAAGGAUACCUGCGGGUAAAGGAACUCUACAGCGCACGGAAGACCUCACCGUACCACUACGUCUGCGGAUUCUCCUGGCACGCAUAUGCUGCGUACCUGUCAGGUAUUAUCAUCAACAUUGUCGGCUUUGCAGGGGCCGUGGGACGCAGCGUGCCCGUGGGCGCGCAGUACAUUUACAACGUCAAUUACUUCUCCGGGGUGGUUGUCUCGAGCGUGAUGUAUUACGCGCUGACGCGGCUGUUCCCCAUCCCCGCUACCAGCGACAAAUGGCAGGAGGUUGGCGUGGACGUGGACGAUCUGUCCGUCGCGGACGGACAGGAGGUGUUUGUGGAGGACGAACAUCCGACGGGGAAGCCGCUGGACCUGGAAGCUCCUGUUGACCAGAAGCGACCAAAGUCCUCGGCCUCGUCUGUGAACUAA